Molecule: messenger RNA, 3077 nt
Organism: Fundulus heteroclitus (mummichog)
Lineage: Eukaryota; Metazoa; Chordata; Actinopteri; Cyprinodontiformes; Fundulidae
Gene: cdc25b
Product: cell division cycle 25B
Exons: 15
Coding region: 1-1719 (572 amino acids)
Biological process (GO): protein dephosphorylation; positive regulation of G2/M transition of mitotic cell cycle; G2/M transition of mitotic cell cycle
Cellular component (GO): cytoplasm; nucleus
Molecular function (GO): protein tyrosine phosphatase activity
Source: RefSeq, a predicted model, not a curated record
AUGGAGUCCCAUUUCGGCAGCGCUAGUCCGUUUGAUGUCGCUUUUAGAAGCAGGCCCGAUGCGAUCCCCGGGCUUUCCCCGCUCACUCUGCCCGACGUGAGCGGAAAGAAUCUCCGCAACAGGAAUCUGUUGUCCCCCGGACCAUCGGCUGUGCUGUCCCCGGUCACCAAUUUGGCUCUGGACAUGAACAACUUAGCCGGACUUGGAAGCCAAUGUGAUACCCCGAAAAGGAGAAAGCACCCCCCCUUGGAGAAGGUUCCCUCUUUUGCCUCAGACGUCUCAUCUGAUGCCGGUCUCGGCUUAGAUUUUCCCAGUCCAGUGGAUGGAGACCUCGAAGAUGCUUUCGAAAAGGCCAUCCAGCAGUCACGCCGAGUCGUUAACGAGAAGAUGCCAAUUAGAAGAAUCAACUCAUUGCCGCCCCAGCUCCUGGGCUUCAGUCCGGCUUUAAAAGGCCAGGAGACGGACUCCGCCCGCUACGGAAUAUUCGGCCAGCAGCCUUCGCAGACGAACCCCUCCGCCUCUCUACACGACAACAAGGAGAACCUCCCAGAGGAGUUCUUUGAAUUCAAGAAACCCUCCAAGCCCGUUUCCCGGUGCCGCAUGCGCUCCUUCGACAGCGGGCAUCCGAAGGACUCCUUCGCCGCCCGUCCCUGCUCGGCUCCUGCUCUCAUGCUCUCUUCGCCUCCUCCGGUCCAGCAGCUGGACUACGACUCCAGCCCCGUGUUUCUGAGGCGCUCCUCUCUCACCUCCUCUCUAAACGACGACGAAGACGACGGCUUUUUGGAUGUCCUCGACAACAUGGAGGACGACUCUGCGAUGCCCACAGGAAUGGCGAGCUUGCUCACUGCUCCACUCAUGACUGACAGCAUGGGAGAGGACUCUCCCGUCAUCCGCUGUCGGCCGCGGAACCUGUUCCGCUCGCCCUCCGUUCCCAGUCCAGUGUCCCGCUCCUCCAUGAAGCGCCCCGACUGCCCCGCCGACGAAAACACUCCUGUGAGGGUGAAGAGGAGGCGCAGCGUGGCAGGAACGAACGUCACCAGCCUGGACCAAGACCCAGAAUCUCCCAGAAUGAGCUGCUCACUGCUCCAAAGGUCCAAGUCCUUCUGCCACACAGAGAUCGAGAAGCUGCUGGACGAGGCGUCCACUGAGCUCAUAGGAGACUUCACCAAGCCGUUCCUCCUACCAACCGUGGAGGGGAAACACCAAGACCUCAAGUACAUCACCUCAGAGAUGAUGGUGGCGGCUCUCGCCGGCCAGUUCGAUCACCUGGUGGACCAGAUCAUCAUCAUAGACUGCCGCUACCCCUACGAGUUCGAAGGUGGACACAUCAAAGGAGCUCUGAACCUGCACCAAGAGGACCAGGUGGAGGACUUCCUCCUCAAGACCCCCAUCGUCCCAUCCUGCCCCGAGAAGCGAGUCCUCAUCGUCUUCCACUGCGAGUUCUCCUCGGAGCGCGGCCCCCGCAUGUGCCGCUUCGUCAGGGAGCGAGACCGCGCCCUGAACGAGUACCCCAAACUCCACUACCCGGAGCUUUACAUCCUCAAGGGUGGAUACAAAGACUUCUUCCCUUAUUUCCAGACCCAGUGUGAGCCUCAGUCCUAUCGGCCAAUGCACCACGAAGACUUUAAGGAGGAUCUGAGGAAAUUCCGCCUGAAAAGCCGCACCUGGGCCGGGGAGCGCAGCAAGCGAGACAUGUACAGCCGACUGAAGAACCUGUGAACGCCUCCUCAGCCUCCCCUCCUGCCUCCCUGCAGAUGGACCUCCUCACAGAGCCUUGGGCCUCAUCCCACCCACUAGGAAUCUCCUUUAAGGAAGUGCAGCAACAGGAAAAAGGGCUUUCUUUAAUAACUCUCCUAAAUUGAUGAGUUUGUGUGUAUGCUAAUGUCCAAAUUUGGUGGGUGGGGGGAGACUUGAGGAAGCCUCCAGAACAGAAAGCUGAUGGUUCUGCAGAGUGAUUUAAGAAAACCACUUGGACCUAUUGCCCAGUUUUUAUUAUUUUUUAUUUUUUUAAUAUUUUUAUCUUGUUCUGAAAGCACAAAUCGGUGACAGGUUGCAAUAAUAGAACUAAAACCAAAAUGCAAAAUCUGAAGUUUGUCUUUUUUUACCCCCCAUCUCAUUUUACAUUUUAUUCAAGCACUUAAUUUUAACACAAUGAGGUGCAUUUUUUUAAAUACUUUGUCCAGGAUUUGCAAAAUUGCUGACUGGAUAUUUUGAUGGCGCGUUAAGACAAAGUCGGACAUCCUCUUUUCCUCUCCUUCCUGAUCAGCUGCAAUACUCGUUUCAUUUCUCUCCGUGAAAUACCAAAGCGAACCAAAACUACCUGUUAACUUUUGCAGUUCUUCCACGUUUUUUUUUCUUAUGCUGCAGGUCGGCAAGAGUGAAAAGAUUUUCGACGUUGCGUCUUCUUUUGAUUCCUUAAUUUUCAAAGAUAGAAUGUCUGACCCUGGUUCAAUCCGAAUACCCUUAUAGAGCAAGGACUCUUUAGCCAAAGCAGAAGUGCGUCAGCUGUCGCCAUAGUGCAGUCAGUAAGGAAGGAGGCAGGAAAAGGAGCCUCUUUGCUUCCUCUCGUGGGUAGUUUUGUCUAGGAACCCUGCGGCGUCCCUUAUCGGCUCUAAGAACCCUUCAGGUAUCCCACAAUUCUUUGUGGGACAUGGGGUAUCAGCACAGUCCCCUCACGGAAAUUAACAAAAAUGUCACUUUGUUGUUCAUUUUCAGAAGGCUGUAGUUUCCGUCACGUAAUGGCGUCACAGUUAAAGGCCGUCCGAAUUCGGCACAGCAGUCCGAAGCUCCUUUCCUAUCCACCAUUGAGUUCUUACUAUUGACCCCGUGAAAGGUCAUGGAACAGGAGCUAGAAGCUUUAAGGGUAUUCGGAUUGAUCCCCUGUUUCUGUGAGUUUGAGUGGCUUGUGGGGGGUGGAGCUAAUGAAAUAAAGAUCCAAUGUGCAUUCAGAUGGGUUAGAUUAUGGCCUGUUUCUGUGCAACAUGGAAGGAGGACUUGGUAUUUACAGUGCUGGUUAGAAAGCAGUGUACAUUCAUUAUGGCUAUAAUGUCUGGUUUUUAUUUUAUUAUUAAAAGAAG